AUGCUCAUCGGCAACCAGUGGUUCCUUCAACUUUUGAUGUCCGGCAAAAUUGAACUAGGAGAAGGUCGUCCAACACUUUGUGAAACAAAGCUUGGUUGGGUUUUUGGCGGAGCGAUUGGCGUUGGCACAGGUUUUGAAGGAGUGGUUCGAGCACAAGCUAUAACCAUUGAAGAGCUUAGUGAGUCUAUACAAAGGUUUAGGGAGGUGGAAAGCGUGCCACAACAAUUCCAAAUCACUACCGAGGAAGAAUUAUGCGAGAAGCAUUUUUUGGCCACCCACUAUAGGAAUGCGUCUAGAAGAUACGUUGUUGAACUGCCUUUAAAGGAUGACGUGAAUGAGCUCGGCGACUCCCGUUUGAUGGCAUGGCGAUUCGAUCAACAGCCAUAUUUGAAGCGGCAAUAUAUCGAAUUUAUGGAUGAAUAUGAGCGUCUUGGGCACUGCAAGGAAGUGUUUGAAAGGAAUGAUACACAAGGAAUGUUGAAGUGGUACCUACCCCACCACGCCGUUCUUCGCCCAUCAAAUACUACAACCAAGUGUAGAGUGGUGUUCGAUGCUUCGGCAAGGGUACUUGGUCGAUCUCUGAACGAAAUGAUGAUGGUUGGUGCGAUUUGCCAAAACGAUUUGCUAGCAAUAGUUCUUGGAUUUCGCAUCCCCCAGUACGUUUUGACCGCUGACGUGGAAAAAAUGUAUCGGCAGAUUGACGUCGCAGAAUGCCAUACUCCGCUGCAAAGAAUCUUUUGGAGAAAGAAUUCCUGCGAUCCAUUACGAGUCUUGGAGCUCAAGACGGUUACGUAUGGCACAGCAUCGGCACCAUUUUUAGCCACUAGAACAUUGACACAACUGGCUGUCGACGAGAAGUUGCGAUACCAGGUAGCUGCAGAGAUCGUAAAUAAAUGCUUCUACGUAGAUAACGCGUUAUUUGGGUUCGAUGACAUAGAUGAAGCUAUUGAAGCACAAAAGCAGCUAAUAGAAAUGUUAAAGCACGGAGGGUUCCAUUUGCACAAGUGGUCAGCUAACAGCAAGGAGCUGAUGGAAAGGAUACCUGAAGAUGAUCGAGAAAAACUUGUUAGCAUUCACGAUUCUGGAGUUAAUGAAAUUAUCAAGCCCUUGGGACUGAUGUGGAAACCAGAUAGCGACGAAUUACUUUACCUUUCUUUGCCAACAUCAGACAUCGAGCACCCAACGAAGAGACAAGUAUUAUCGCUACUUUCGACGAUGUUUGAUCCUCUGGGCUUAGCAGCUCCAGUAAUAGUUCUCGGAAAGCUUCUUAUGCAGAUGGUUUGGAAGGAGAAAUCUGACUGGGAUGCGCAAAUCUCAGCGGCUCUAUUACAACAGUGGAAGUUAUUUCUAAGUGCACUAGAGGAUUUGAGUCAGCUGAGGAUUCCCAGAAGAGUGGUAGCGGCUAAUGCUAGUGCACAUGAACAAACGACAUCUAUUGGAAUGGUCCUACUUUUUUAA
Topomyia yanbarensis is the source of this 1458-nucleotide messenger RNA. RefSeq lists its product as uncharacterized. The record is from RefSeq and is a predicted model, not a curated record. The coding region runs from base 1 to 1458 and encodes 485 amino acids. The transcript has a single exon. NCBI's taxonomy places the organism in Eukaryota, Metazoa, Arthropoda, Insecta, Diptera, Culicidae.